Messenger RNA from Drosophila serrata, 2798 nucleotides. It is a transcript of the gene GATAd, whose product is annotated as GATA zinc finger-domain containing protein GATAd. The record is from RefSeq and is a predicted model, not a curated record. Gene Ontology annotation, biological process: cell fate commitment; negative regulation of transcription by RNA polymerase II; positive regulation of transcription by RNA polymerase II. Gene Ontology annotation, molecular function: DNA-binding transcription factor activity, RNA polymerase II-specific; zinc ion binding; RNA polymerase II cis-regulatory region sequence-specific DNA binding. Lineage: Eukaryota; Metazoa; Arthropoda; Insecta; Diptera; Drosophilidae. Gene Ontology annotation, cellular component: nucleus.
UUAGUGAGCUGAACGUGGAUUGUGACAAUGAAAAAUUGAGGAAUAGUGUUUACAUUCAUUUUAUAAUUUAUUUUAAAGUUAUCUUUUUUAUCUCGAUAAAGGAGAGAGUGGCGUAUGCAAGUUUCUUUACACAGUGCAAACACAUAUAAAUUUUUAAUUAUGUAUAAUGUACCACAUAAGUUUCGUCAAGUUUGUCGAUUGUGCCUCACAUUGGUUAACGAGUGCGAUGUUCCAGAACUACAAAUUUAUAAUGUUUCGACGUCGCAUAAUAGUGCGCCGCAAGACAGAGUUGAGCAGCAGAAAAAGGCGGCCGAAAAGCGUGCCGCUGGCUGCUUCUGCAGGGCUCGGGCUCUGAGCCCCAAUCUGUGCAGCUGCCUCGGUGAUAACUCGCUAUCAGUACCAGAAACGGGUCCAAGCCAAUCCCAAUCCCUUCACCAAACACAUUACAACACACCAAGUGUGCCUUCUGCUGCGGGAACAAUAUCGAGUGGCAGUGAACAACAAGCGUACGCUAAGCCUUUUGCCAGCAAGAGCCAAUUGGAGUUGUCGGACAUCGCCGAAAGAUCAGUAUUCAAAAGUCAGUCAUCGCCGUCGUCGACGGCGACGUCGUCAUCAUCGACGCAGGUAGCGCAACAACAACAGCAGCAGCAGCAUGAAAAUAUUGCAUGCAGAGAAGGAGAAGGAAAAUCAUUCAAGACGGAACAAAUCCCGAGGGAGGAACGUUCACUACAUAAUCAACUCGAUUUCGCUGCCGAAAACACAAAUGUGAAAACCAAAAUAAGCAGCAGAACAGAUAACUACGGCCAAGAGCGCAGCGGAGGUGAUGAUGAUUCAUCACCACAUCUUACAUUUCAGAUAUUCAACUGUCUCUCUAUUAAGGCAAUGCCGCACGAUGGAUUACCUAACUUGAUCUGCACUGAUUGCAGGGCAAAAUUGGAUUCCUUUGAGAAGUUUAGAAUUAUGGCGAAUAAUUCAAAUAAUGCUUUGAAAGAAUUUUUAAAUAUAUCAAAAUCUCUGUUACUAGAUCCAAACGAGUUGGAUGAUAAGCUUGAUGAAAUUUUAAAGGCUUCAUCGGAGGCUAUAGCUGCCAAGGCUCUCACCGAGCUGAGCACAUUUUCUAAGGUUAAGUACGAAAGUAAGGUAGAUUCAUCCAGCGUCCAUCAGCAGCAGCCGUUGGAUCGGAAGAUUGAGAUUAACAAUCAAGAGAGCGCAGCGCAGCAGCAGCAGCAUAGCUUAUAUCCAGGUUUAUUCAAAUCAAUAACUAUGAAAGGCGAUCAGUUUAUUGCACAUAAUAAGAAGAUAAUGCCCGGAUCAUCCUCCUCGCACAGCAACAGCAGCCAGUCUGCUGAUAUGGAAAAGUAUGAGAACUUACAGCAACAGCUCGAGACAGCCGCCGUUCUCAUGGAUAUAAGCAAAAAGAUUGUUAUUUCACCUCCAUGCUCGAAUCCGCAAUCUCCGUGCUUCUCUGCCGCAGCUACAGUAGAUACAAGUAUUAAAAGUUCUGUGAUAAAAUCAAAACGUCCAUUGAAACAAAAUGAAAUCGAGGACGGAGUUGAGAUUGACCUAUCCGUCAAAAAACAAAAGAACGAUUACUCUUCUAAUCAACGGAAUGCAUCAACAGCGGUGGUCCCGCCACAGUUACACAAUUUUUGCCAAACUCCAAUUCUUGAUAUUCAGUCGCACUUAAGAAAUGAAGAGGAUUUUCAUCAAAACUACAGUAUUACCAUUAAUCAAGUUGGUGGUGGUGGUGGAUCCUCCGCCGCCGCCGAUUACAAGCUUAAGGCCCCGAAGGCGAGUACCAACUCCCUGCAGGAUUCUGGCGACAGCUCCGACUCUCACAAACUGGAGAUGGACAUUACGUCCUCGAUUAAUGACCGAAAGACCCCGGAUAGCCUAAGCUCGGAUCAUGCAACAGAUGCGGCAACCACUCAACUUUGGCAGGCACUGGCCCGAUCAGCUGCUAAAAGCAAAGAGGAAAAUCAAAAUCAGGCUACUGAAAUAAUCCGUAACAUGAUGAGCCACUCUUUCGUGUUUCCGGUUCCGUCAACAGUAUCAUUUACAAAAGUACCUGAAGAACCCAUAGCACUAUUAAAGGAUCUAUCAGAGGCUCAAUCCAGCAAAUCAAAACCAUGUAGAAGAAAACAAAGUUUUCCUACCAAAACCGAUUGCAUCGAUGUAGUUAAUGAGAAUGUGACUGAUACUUACGCCCCUUCAGAAGCAACUCCAGAGGAAAAGAAAGAUAAAAGGAACAUAAACCUUUUUAAUGCCAUACCUGGUGCUCAAAAAGAUAUGUCAUGUUCCAAUUGUGGCACACUCACCACAACAAUUUGGCGGCGAAGUGUUCGAGGCGAAAUGGUAUGCAAUGCCUGCGGAUUAUACUUCAAGCUGCAUGGUGUCAACAGGCCGCAUUCGAUGAGACGCGAUACCAUACACACCAGACGCAGGCGUCCUAAAGAAUUGGAGCGAUCAAAAAAGAAACACAAGCAAAUGUCAUGUUCUACAAUGGAACCAACAAAACCAGAUUUCUUGACGUCUAGGGAAGCCCUUGAUAUUUCUGAUCUAGUUUUGAACAAAUACAAAAAGGAAAUGGAUGAGUCGGAGGCCGCAGCAGCACUUAAAGAUAUUCUAGCGAGGCGAAAGAAGUCGAGUUCUUUGUCGGCGUUUAAUGAUACCUGUGAAAGUACGGAUCUAUCCGCACCGCUUAACCUUGUUUCCAGUGAAAAUAAUGCAAAGUUAACAUAAAACGCCAAAUAUAUAUUCCCCUCUUCACUCACUUUUUCGAAAAACAAAACAACAAA